Molecule: messenger RNA, 807 nt
Organism: Syzygium oleosum
Lineage: Eukaryota; Viridiplantae; Streptophyta; Magnoliopsida; Myrtales; Myrtaceae
Product: GDSL esterase/lipase At4g16230-like
Exons: 4
Coding region: 1-807 (268 amino acids)
Molecular function (GO): hydrolase activity, acting on ester bonds
Source: RefSeq, a predicted model, not a curated record
AUGAAAAGGAAAGAUCAUCUGAUCAAGAAGGUCGCUGAUGAGGAGGUAUCAGAUCUGGUUGUAUCCAUCUGCCAAUGCAUUUUACAGGGCGACGUGAUAACGAUGGCGCAACAAGUGCAACAGUUUGCAACGGUUCAAGGCAAUAUCACGCAGCUCCUGGAUCAGAAUAAAAGCGCCGAGUUCAUCGCCAAGACGCUUUUCGUCAUCAGCGUCGGAAGCAACGACAUCUUUGAUCACUACCCUUACAAGGAUACCACCGUGUCCCAGCCAGAGCUAAUGGCCGCCAUUCAAUCUAACCACACAGCCCAACUGACGGCUUUGUACAACUUGGGAGCUCGGAAAUUCGGGAUCGUGAGCAUCCCUCCGAUCGGGUGCUGCCCCUAUGCGCAGCUCCAGAACUUGACUGCGAGCGGGUCGGGCUGUUUGACGGAGCUGAAUGAUUAUGCUCGGGACUUCUAUUCGACGAUCUCAGCUUUAUUACAAAAUCUGAGUUCCCAGCUCCAAGGGAUGAUAUACUCGCUUGGAGAUGCAUAUACCAUGACCUCUACCGUUCUGAAGGAACCUUUGGCCUUUGGCAUCGAGAACAUAGAAGACGCAUGCUGCGGAAGUGGCCCAUUGAAUGCGGAGAAGCCAUGCAACAUCGCGGACAGCCCCAACCUGUGCCCGAAUCACGAUAAAUACUUGUUCUGGGACUCGAACCACUCGACUCAGUACGCGGCCCACCUAGCCGCCAUCACUCUGUUCACCGGGGACCUGAGUUUCGUAGCGCCGAUGAAUUUCAGCCUGUUGGUCCAGGCCAGCGCAUGA